Messenger RNA from Ictalurus punctatus (channel catfish), 690 nucleotides. RefSeq names its product sialoadhesin-like. The record is from RefSeq and is a predicted model, not a curated record. Bases 238 to 690 code for a protein of 150 amino acids. NCBI's taxonomy places the organism in Eukaryota, Metazoa, Chordata, Actinopteri, Siluriformes, Ictaluridae. The transcript is spliced from 2 exons.
AUUUCAGGUGUUGGCAGGAGCUGUUAUAGUGUGACCUACAGAGACAAAAGAGUCUGUGCUGUGGAAGGGUCUUCAGUGGAGUUUGCUGGAAAUUACUCACAUCCCAGUGAUCUGAGUGUUAGAGAAGUAUUCUGGCAUUAUAUUCAGAGUGGUAAAGACUCCAAGAACCUGAAGCAGGAAACACAGUUUACUAAUCGAGUUGAAUAUGUGAAACAAGACAAAAGCAGCACUUUGAAAAUGAAAAACCUGACAAAGAAAGACUCUGGAGAAUAUCAACUUAGAUUCCUUACUAAUGGUAAAGGAUUCUCUGCUGAACCUGGAGUGGUUCUGAAUGUUACAGAUCUGCAGGUAAGAGCGAGUCGCUCUGCAGUGGCAUCAGAAGGACAGACUACAGUAACGCUGAGCUGCAUCACCUCCUGCACUCUGUCUAACAACCCCACUUACAUGUGGUACAAGAACAGACAGCCUGUUACUGACAAACUCACCAAACACAACAAGCUCUACCUGAUCUCCAGUGAAGAUGCAGGAAACUACUCCUGUGCUGUGACAGGACGUGAGGAUCUCCGCUCUCCUGAACUAACUGUGACAUGUGAGCCACAAAACUCAGGUAGGUCGGGUUCAGUCUCAGCACUGCCUGAGAGCAGCUAUCAGUCUUCAACUGCUCAGCUUUAUGCUUGGAUUGGAUUUUGA